GGAAAGAUUCAGUCUGCUGUUAAGCUGUUUGAUAAAAUGAUUGAAAGGGGAGUUCAACUGAAUACAAUCACAUGUAAUACCAUAAUAACUGCGCUUUCUAGAGUUGGUGAAUUGGAGAAUGCUCUUCAAUUGCUGAGGAACAUGGCUAAAUUGAAUUGCGAAGCUACUAUUGUUUCUUAUGGAUGCUUUAGGAAAAAGAGGAUUGGUUGACGAGGCUCUGCAGCUGUUUUCGGAAAUGAUAGAUGAUUCCAGUGUUAUACCAAAUGUCAUUGUUUAUAAUUCUCUGAUUAGCGGGCUUUGCAAAAAUGACAGGUUAAGUGAAGCGCUCAGACUCUUCCAUAGCAUGCCUAGUCGAGGAGUUUCUGCAGAUUCAUAUACUUACAAUUCUCUGAUUCAUGGGCUCUGCAAUUCUGAUAGGUUAAGCGAAGCAGUUAGAGUCUUCAAUAUCAUGUCUAGCGUAGGAGUUUCUGCGGAUUCAUAUACUUACACUAUUCUAAUCAAUGGACUUUCCAGGCAUGGGUUAUGGAAGGAAACAAUAAGAUAUUUUGAUGAAAUGAUGGGGAUUGGGAUUUCGCCAAAUGUAGCUACUUUUAACAUAUUAAUAGAUUCUCUGAGUAAACAAGGGAGGAUGGAAGAAUCUUCCAAGAUAUUUGAUGGGAUGAUUAGGUCAGGAAAAGAACCUGAUGUAAUGACCUAUAAUUCUAUGAUGAACGGUCUGUGUUUAGUUGGUAAACUUGAGGAGGCACAGAGAUUGUUUGACUCAAUGGCGGAUAAGGGCUUGGAACAAGAUGUUUACAGCUUCAGUGUGCUGAUUAAUGGGUAUUGCAAGAGGUCUAGGUUGGACGAAGCCAUUCAACUCUCUAAGGAAAUGCAAAAGAAGGGAUUGAAACCGGACCAAGUUACUUAUAAUACACUUAUAGAUGGACUAUGCAAGACCGGAAAAGUUGAAAUGGCACAGAGCAUGUUAAUUGAGAUGCAAUCUGAUGGGGUAUCUCCGGAUAUAGUUACAUAUAAUACACUUGUGAAUGGGUUUUGCAAAGCUGGGAACAUUGAGAUGGCAAGACAAUUGUUUUCUGAAAUCUCUAACAAAGGAUUAGUUGUGAACGUGGAAACAUAUACCACUAUGAUCGAUGGUAUGUUCAAAGAAGGGAUGUUUAUUGAGGCGGAAAAGUUGAUCAUUGAAAUGAAAAAUAAAGGUUGCCUACCAGAUGCCACUACGUAUGAUACCAUUAUUAGGAGUUAUCUUUUGGAAAAUGAUUGUGCAAGAGCACUGGAGUUUCUUAAAGAAAUGCGCGGAAGGAAACUAACACUGAAAGAUGCCACUAAAUCGCUAUUGGUCAGUUGCUUGUCUGCAGAACAACUCCAAAACUUGGAAUUUCCUAAAACCUAGAUAAGAUUGACUGUCUCUUGUACGGGUAACGAAGGGUAAGGUAAUCAUGAACUGGUUUAUUUACUUAGUUUUUAUUGGUUUAUUUGCAAAAUACUGGCAACACUGUAAUAAAGUUGCAAAACAUAAUAGAAAGUCUAUAUCUUAAGACCGAAUCAAAUUUUUUACGCCUAUUUUCUCAAGCUUUUCACUGCGAUCCUUGAAUCAAUGAAUCACUGCAGUCUGCAGUUCAAUUUCCCCGCUUA
Molecule: messenger RNA, 1632 nt
Organism: Papaver somniferum (opium poppy)
Lineage: Eukaryota; Viridiplantae; Streptophyta; Magnoliopsida; Ranunculales; Papaveraceae
Product: pentatricopeptide repeat-containing protein At1g62910-like
Exons: 1
Coding region: 179-1390 (403 amino acids)
Molecular function (GO): protein binding
Source: RefSeq, a predicted model, not a curated record